AUGACGCUCAACAAAAUUCCUGCCGAGCUACCAGACUCCUUCCCAGAUUUCCCUACCCCCUCUCAGGCUGCUCGUCGGUCCCCUAGUCGCAGAGAAACGAUACUUAGUCUCGUUGAGAUGCUUCUGCAAGAUUCCGACGGCCAAAGAAUAAAUAUACCCAACAACCCAGUUUCGAGGACGACAGAGACGUCCCUUCGAAACUUUGCCAAUGCUGCUCGUCGACUGGGAAGCUCCGUUGCGAUUAUUUCUUCUGCUUACCGACUUCGAGAACGUCUGGCUCAAAUUCUUUACCUCUAUCAGGAGAAUGCUGCUGACCUUUUUCCGCAAAAAAUUGCGCACAUUUCUCGCGAAUCAAUUACGGAAUUUCGUGCACCAGAACGACGCACAAGGCGUGGUAGGCGAAGAAGGGGAAAAGCACCCUUACACGUUCUGAGGCCUGCUGUGACCGAACAUUUGGACCUGGAGUGUUUUCCCGAACAGCUGGAGGCCUUGGCGAGGGAGGUGACAGCAUUUUUGGAUACCUUAAAUGAGUUUCUGGAGUUUCCGGACAAAGCUGUCAAUGCUUCGAUCUUGUCAUUUGAAGGCCAAUUCCGAUACCCUGCAGUGCAACAAAUAAUACAAUACAUAUAUGAUCUCACUGAUGAAAUGGGUGAGCAUAUUGAUGGCAUAACUUCAUCUCUCUGCAUGUUCAUUGAUGUUGGUGUUCCAAUUAUUUGUUUUCUUACCAGCUGGAACACAACACUGUCUCUGAUGCUGUCAACUCUAUGUGGUUUGCAUCAAUGGUCUUUAGCAUUGCAGCAGCUGUUAAUAGCCUCCUGGGGCUCACAUGGAAACAAGCAAUGUAGUGCCCUGUUGCCUGUUUCUCCAUUGGACUCUGCUGUUUUGCUUAUGCUUCACAUCAGAACACUGGACAUUCACUCGACAUUGUGGCUAGAAAUGGCUCAGUGA
This is a messenger RNA of Laccaria bicolor S238N-H82, 948 nucleotides long. RefSeq lists its product as uncharacterized. The transcript has 9 exons. NCBI's taxonomy places the organism in Eukaryota, Fungi, Basidiomycota, Agaricomycetes, Agaricales, Hydnangiaceae. Bases 1 to 948 code for a protein of 315 amino acids. The record is from RefSeq and is a predicted model, not a curated record.